Molecule: messenger RNA, 1874 nt
Organism: Phytophthora sojae
Lineage: Eukaryota; Oomycota; Peronosporomycetes; Peronosporales; Peronosporaceae
Exons: 8
Coding region: 1-1806 (601 amino acids)
Biological process (GO): proton transmembrane transport; sodium ion transport; regulation of pH
Cellular component (GO): membrane
Molecular function (GO): sodium:proton antiporter activity
Source: RefSeq, a predicted model, not a curated record
AUGGGAGACGACUGGGAGCCAGACUUCUCCGCGUCGGCCACGGGCAACGCUGUGCUGGACGCGGCGCGCGGCGUGACGGGGUCGGGGGCGCCGGCCUCGAAGGAGCAGGGCGGCACCGAGUGGACCCGUCUGGAGCUGUGCGUCAUCGCCAGUCUGCAGCUGGUGCUGGUGCUCGUGGCCUACCGCCUGGACCGGUCGCAGCACCCCGUGCUGAUCUCCGAGUCCGCCGUCGCCAUCUUCUUCGGCGUAUUGUUUGGUGCCGGCGUGCUGAUCUUCUACCCGAUGGAAUCGCUGAACAAUGGCAUGGACCCGGAAGUGCUCUUCUACGCGUUGCUGCCGCCGAUUAUCCUGGAGGCAGGAUUCAACAUGAAGAAGAGGGGGUUCUUCUCCAACUUUAACGCGAUCAUGCUGCUGGCCAUCGUCGGAACACUGGUUGCCACUUUUAUUACGGGCGGUGUGCUCAUUUGGCUGGGAGAUUUGGGCCUCAUCACCCAGCUGACGGCAGCAGAGGCGUAUCUGUAUGGAGCUCUUAUCUCGGCUGUCGACCCGGUGGCUACGCUCUCGGUUUUCAAGAAAAAUGGCGUGCCUCCUCUGCUGUUUAACCUUGUCUUUGGUGAAAGCAUGCUAAAUGACGGCGUCGCUAUCGUGUCGUUCACGCUGUUUCAAGGGCUCAUUCGGAAUGGCAUUGCUGACGUUACCUUGAACAAUGCGGGCCUCAUUAUCAUCAAGGUUUUCGGCAUCGGAUUUGGUUCCGUUGGGCUCGCAGCGGUGGUAUGCUUCACGUCAGCAUUUCUACUUAAGCAAGCUGACCCAGUGCUCCAGCAGUACCCGUCCUACGAGAUUUCGAUUGUGCUACUUUCGGCGUACUUGAGUUACGUAAUUGCGGAUCUCGUUGGGAUGAGCGGCAUUGUUGCGCUGUUCUUUUCGGGUGUGCUGAUGAGCCACUACCACCUGUACAACAUCGCUGACGAGAGCGCGACGGCCCUGCGGCAUCUGCUGACGACGUCUUCUUUUAUGGCGGAGAACUUCGUGUUCAUCUACAUGGGCAUGAGCGUGGUUGCGUACUCGGGCUACUUCACGUGGGAUUGGGGUUUCAUUCUCGCCAACUUGGUCGCUUGCCUGUUGGGUCGCAUGCUCAACACGUUCCCGAUGUGCAUGCUUGCGAACCUCUGCCGAUCGGAAGACAACAAGAUUCCGUGGAGCUAUAUGGUGGUUAUCUGGUUCGCUGGGCUUCGUGGUGCGAUCGCUUUUGCGUUGGCUCUCAACGUAUAUACACCGAACCGUGUUCACGCGAGUGUGAUUCAGAGUACAACUCUGUUCACCGUCAUGUUCACCACUUUGGUCUUUGGAAUGGGCACAAGUCCCGUGUUGCGCUACUUUGGCUUGACGGCUACGCUGGAGCAGGAACGCGAAUUCGAUGAUGAUGGCGCGCACGAGCGUUUGCUGUCAGACGAUGACGAGCAUGAUGCGGACACUUCGUUCCGUCCGAUCGACCGCUCGCUUUCUCGCCGCAACAUCAGCGGCAUCCAUGGUGUGUGGGAGCGUAUCGACGAAAAGUACCUAAAGCCGCUCUUCGGUGGCCGUCCGCGAGAUCAGCAGCACCAGUCGGAGCAGACUUCCGCCGAGCUCAAGCGUAGAGCAAUGGGCCCCUCCGCUGCAGCUUCAAGUCCGAAAAAUCGCAGCCGACAGCAAAAAGACAAAGAAAGCCCCUCACUAUCACCACCCAAGUCGCCGUCGUCGCCCAUGCCGCGCAUGUCAUUAGCUGAGGUCGCGGAGAACCACGACAACGCCGAGAUCAUCGUGUAGGUAGGGUAUGUAGCCAUGUCAUUCUGGAACUACAAAAUCCAUUUUUUUAAAUUUGGAACAAUAUAUUC